This is a messenger RNA of Necator americanus (New World hookworm), 333 nucleotides long. RefSeq lists its product as uncharacterized. NCBI's taxonomy places the organism in Eukaryota, Metazoa, Nematoda, Chromadorea, Rhabditida, Ancylostomatidae. The record is from RefSeq and is a predicted model, not a curated record. Bases 1 to 333 code for a protein of 110 amino acids. The transcript has 2 exons. Gene Ontology annotation, cellular component: mitochondrial outer membrane. Gene Ontology annotation, biological process: intracellular protein transport.
AUGGCACUAAGAAGGAGAGAUGAGUUCGACGACAUUCCUGAUGACGAACUUGAAGAGACGCUUUUUGAACGACUUGAAGGACUCACUGAAAUGGUCCCAGCGAGUCUUCGCAAAGCCAUCACAAGUGGUGCAUCAUGGAGUGCUUGGGGAGUGAAAAGUCUGUGGUAUGUCACUCGUCAAGCAGUAUGGAUAGGAGCUACCACUUCACUUAUCAUGUUUUUGCCCUACAUAAUUGAAAAAGAGAGAAGCGAUUUGGAGAAAACUCAGGUUGCACAACAACGUCAAAUGCUUCUGGGCCCUUCGGCAGCACUACAGGCCGCUAAGCAGCACUAA